Messenger RNA from Schizosaccharomyces osmophilus, 1509 nucleotides. RefSeq names its product betaine-aldehyde dehydrogenase Atd3 (gene atd3). The transcript has a single exon. The record is from RefSeq and is a predicted model, not a curated record. The coding region runs from base 1 to 1509 and encodes 502 amino acids. Gene Ontology annotation, molecular function: aldehyde dehydrogenase (NAD+) activity. Lineage: Eukaryota; Fungi; Ascomycota; Schizosaccharomycetes; Schizosaccharomycetales; Schizosaccharomycetaceae.
AUGCAAACGAACGUUACAACUCGUCAAAACGAAUUAAUUGCUGCUCGUCGAGUCCCUGACAAUUGCAUCUUUAUCGGAGGCCAAUGCGUAAAGCCCAAAGGAGCUGAUGCAAAUGCGAUUCCUUUAAUAAACCCUGCUACAGAAGAGGUGAUUGGAACAUGCGCAGAUGCUAAUGCUGAAGAUGUCAACAAGGCUGUGGAAAACGCUCACGAGGCAUUCGAGUCUGGCAUCUGGUCGAAGCGUAGCGGAAACGAACGUGGAGCCGUUCUUCGUAAGAUUGGUCAACUAAUGCGUGAAAACCGAGAUUUGCUUGCUGGAUUGGAUGUUUUGAACUGCGGUAAACCCACCUCUUAUGCGUUAUUUGAUGUAGACUCCUCUGCCGAUUUAUUAGAUUAUUAUGCUGAAAUUGCUGAAACCGACGAGGUUUCUAGAGUGGUUCCUUUAACGAAUGCCCCCGGUUACGUCGGCAAAGAAAAGCGUUUCCCCAGAGGCGUUGUCGGUGUUAUUACCCCUUGGAACUUUCCAUUGAAAAUGGCCCUUUGGAAAUCGAUUCCUGCCUUGGCGUCCGGUAAUACUGUCGUCCUUAAGCCUUCAGAAGUUGCUCCCUGGUCCUGCCUCGAAUUUGCCCUUUUGUGCAAGGAAGGUGGCUUGCCCGACGGCGUCUUCAAUGUAGUCAUUGGUUCUGGCAAGGAAACUGGUGUCGCUCUUAGCCACCACGACAAGAUUUCCUAUCUUGCCUUUACGGGUUCGUUGUUCACAGGCAAGAAAAUUAUGCAUGCAGCCUCUGACCACGUCAUUCCCGUGACUCUUGAAUUAGGUGGUAAAUCGCCUUUGAUUGUCUGUAAAGACGCUGAUCUUUCUCUUGCUUGCAGAUCGGCUGCUUUUGGUAUUUUUUUCAAUCAAGGUGAAGCUUGCACCGCAGCUUCCCGUCUACUCAUUGAGGAAGAUGUGUAUGAGGAGGUGCUUAAGGGUGUCCUUGAAGAAGCAAAGAAAAUUGUUUCUGGAAACGGAUUGCAAGAGAAUGUAAAUAUGGGUCCCUUGGUAAGCAAACCCCAGUACGAAAAGGUACUUCAAUUGAUCCAAACAGGUUUUGACGAAGGUUUGAACUGUGUUUUUGGUGGACUGCCUAAAGAAAGUGGAAAAGGUUACUUCGUUCCUCCUACGAUUUUCACCAAUGCCGAAACCAACAAUACUUUAUGGAAAGAGGAAGUGUUCGGCCCCGUGCUGAUCACCAAGACUUUCCGCACAAAUGAAGAAGCUCUCGCCUUGGCCAAUGCUACUGAAUAUGGUCUCGGAUCAGGCGUGUUCUCCACGAAUCGCGAUACCCUCGACUACUUUGCGGAUAACAUUGAGGCAGGCAUGUGCUCUCUUAACACUUAUCACUUUUCUAGCCAUGAGCUUCCAUGGAUUGGUUGGAAGCAUUCCGGUUUGGGUAUUGGAUUGGCUACUCAUGGUUAUUAUGAAUAUACUCGUUUGAAGCAAAUUGCUGAGUAUGUUGGCGAUGCUUAG